UACUCUUUCCUCCUCCUGUAGGCGAUGCAGCCAAGUGGAAGUAGCGCGCAUCGGCGCCGCGGACGCACGAACCUCCGCACCUGCCCUUGGACACACUAAACCCAAAUUACGCGUGUGUCAAACUCAAGAGGGUUUUUUUCGUCUUCUUUCUGUGCUUGUUUCCUCCACCGACGUGAUCCUCGUCAAGGAUGCCCGGAGCACUGCUGUCCCUCUACAUCGGCAUGGAGGUGGCGAUCGCGGUGGCGUCCGUGGUGGGCAACGUGAUGGUGGUGUGGGCGGUGAGGAUUAACAAAUCCCUGCGGGACACCACCUUCUGUUUUAUCGUGUCGCUGGCGCUGGCUGACAUCGCGGUCGGGGCGCUGGUCAUCCCACUGGCCAUCACUAUCAGCAUCGGGCUGCAGACGCACUUCUACAGUUGCCUGCUGGUCGCCUGCAUGGUUCUGGUUCUCACGCAAAGUUCCAUCCUGGCGCUGCUCGCCAUCGCCAUUGACCGUUAUCUGAGGGUCAAGAUCCCUACCAGGUACAAGCAGGUGGUGACGCCCCGGCGAGCGGGCGCGGCCGUGGUGGUAUGCUGGACGGUGGCUUUUGUGGUGGGCCUAACCCCCAUGCUGGGCUGGAACAACCUCAAACGUCUGCAGCAAAACGGCUCCAUCGACUCCGACCUGGUUGUCACCUGCCAGUUUGAGAACGUCAUCAGCAUGGACUACAUGGUCUACUUCAACUUUUUCGGUUGGGUGCUGCCGCCGCUUCUGCUCAUGCUGCUGAUCUACGCCGAGAUCUUCUACAUGAUCCACAAGCAGCUCAACAGCAAGAAGCUGACCGGCAGCCACACUGACCCCAACAAGUACUACGAUAAGGAGCUCAACCUGGCCAAAUCCUUGGCGCUAGUCCUCUUUCUCUUUGCCGUCAGUUGGCUCCCCUUACACAUCAUCAACUGCAUGACGCUCUUCUGCCCUGAGUGCCAGACGCCCAUCCUCCUCCUCUACAUCGCCAUCCUGCUCACCCACGGCAACUCUGCCGUCAACCCCAUCAUCUACGCCUUCCGCAUCAACAAGUUCCGCACGGCCUUCCGUAAGAUCUGGCAUCAGUAUUUCUGCUGCAAGGACACACCCACUCUGGAGAUGCAGCCCAGUGACAGGAGGUGGCAAAGCGUCAAUCCCGACCCAGGUCGAAUGUCGCCCCCGAGGCUCCUGCAUGAUGGCGGCCGUGUGCCCGACGCCCUGCAGCCUCAGAACCAAAGCAGUGAACCUCUACAGUUGAAAGAACACCCGCCCCUAUUGGAGCAGAAUGCCAUUUAGCGCAAGGAAUGAGGAUUAACCUUCAAAGCACAAGAACCCUGGCAUGUGUUCAUGAGGUGACUGAGACAAUCCUUGCAAACCACAGCAACAGGAUUGCUCUUUACUCAGGAUGAGCGCGAUGACAUGGACCUUUUGACCAUGACGUAUUUCUGGGUGGCUACAGCUCAAGUAAUCUUGGAGGGCACCGCUUGUAAACAUUUGACUAAAGCAGAGCGAUUGAGGAAACAGGGUCAAUGGCUUAAAUCAUGAUUUUAGCCUUCCUUUUCUUAACCAGUGUAGCUUAAAUGUGAGUCAUGAAGAUGAUGUUACGUGAGAUGAACUGCUUUAAAGGCAGACUCAGUGGUGAAAGGACUUUACUAUUAAAUGGGAAGUUCAUUCAAAAAAAGACGUGGUGGGAACUUCAACACUGUGGUUAACAUGAUCCUCGAAGGACUGGCUAAUCAAUUGACGUGCUGCUCAGAUUCUUGACACAGGCUCUUUUGACAGGGAAAUGCAUCACACUGUAGCGCUGACGUGAGCUAGAAAGCUAGCCGUGAUGUUUUGCUAGAUUAAGCUAGGACAACCCAAUCAAACAUUUGCAGUCCACAAACGAUGACGAGGUUCGAUUCCUAGUCCAUCCCUUUAGACAUGGCAACAAAUACAACAAGAAGAAUUUACGAUAUAAACUUGAUUUAUCCUACUCACAAUUUGUUGUGAAGGACUUGGAAAAUAUUUCUUUUUAGGGUUUUUCAAAAUCAGGAUCGCCUUUAUUGUCAUUGUAUAUAAUGCAAUGAAAUUUGCGAACAAAACACAAUAGUUAGUACCCUGGCGUGUAUGUUUACAAACAUUAUGAGAAGGUCUAUAAAUUUGCAAUAAUUUCCUAAUACGAUGACAGUGACCUGACGUCAGUCGUCGUGUGUCAAGGCAUGGGGUUCUCAAACUUUUUGGGUCUGGUUGGAUCCUCACAGAGGAUUCAUCAUAAUCCUCGCUUUAGCUGAACAUAAGUUUUAGCAAUAAAAAGAAAUGCUUAUUUACACCGCAGGGGGAAGUCUUGAUGGCACUAUAAAUUAAUAUUGAUGAUAUUUCACAAGUAUAUCAGAGCUUUUAAUUAGCCCAAAGCUAAGGUAAUGAGAAGUUAUUGGAUUUUUUUUUUUUUUUGGGCAUGUCACCCACCGCAUUUGAAUGAUAUAACAUGAUAAUUUAUUGCAAAUUAUUUUUCAGACUCCCUUGUGGACCCCAGUUUGAGAACAACUGUUUACCCUUAGAGAAAUUAAGCUUGAAGUUGUUUACUUCAUUUUUGUGCAUUGUUUAGUGCAGAAUGUGGAAAUCGAUGUAAAUGACAAAAUACAAAAUCAAGAGGGAAAGUUCUCUGUCAGACUGGCUAUACACUGCAUCAAUUAUAUGGAACAAUUCAGCUUUGCAUCAAGGUAGAAAAAAAUGCAAAUCAAAUCCCCUCAGGGUUGAAGAGACAUUUACAUUCACUUAAUACCCAAAACAGGAGCAUAGCACCCAUGGGGCACGCUGGCGUCUCAGCACUCACACACGAGCGACGAAUGUGAGUGUUGCUGUGAGUCAGACCAGGUGUAAUUAUUUUGGGGGUCGUUGCUAAUUUGAAGACCCUUUAAAGUGAAUCGAGAGAUUUGUUUCUGAAUACAUGCCUGAUGAUAAUUGCUGAAAACGUGCAAAGAAUCAGAAUUAUGUAGUGCUGAAUUGUGUCGCGUUAAAUUGUUUGUCACCAAUUCAGAUCUCCUGAUUUUUUAGUCUCCCCUCCCCCAUAAUAUGAAAACCUUUCUUCCCAUUAUCACGCGUUACCAGGCGCAAUAGGUAGCACAUACCCGAAA
Molecule: messenger RNA, 3118 nt
Organism: Syngnathus acus (greater pipefish)
Lineage: Eukaryota; Metazoa; Chordata; Actinopteri; Syngnathiformes; Syngnathidae
Gene: adora1b
Product: adenosine A1 receptor b
Exons: 2
Coding region: 189-1298 (369 amino acids)
Biological process (GO): G protein-coupled adenosine receptor signaling pathway
Cellular component (GO): synapse; membrane; dendrite
Molecular function (GO): G protein-coupled adenosine receptor activity
Source: RefSeq, a predicted model, not a curated record